AUGCCUUCCGAAAGAACGCAACAACAGUCGAUGCAAGAGCCAUGUCAGACAUUGGAAUACGCUACACUGGUUUGCCAGCUAUACCAAAGCCUAUUUCCACACCAAGAGUCAUGGCGCUUCCAGCUCAGAAUAAUUCUUUCUAUCAUGGAUCAAUUCCUAGGCCCAGAUAUCCCACAAGAGCAACGCAAAUCGAACAACGAGGUUUUGAUCGAGUCUGGCCUUAUCGAGGAAAUCCUGAAGUUCUUGGACUACUUCAGAGACAGGGAGCGUUUUCUCCAAUCACAAUGUCCGGUCGAAUUGGGAGAAUGCGAAACACUGGAUCAAGUAAUCCAGGUUCUGCACCGUCCAAAGAUACUCGAGUCGAUUAUGCUGGUAAAGAGUUUCGUGUUCCUCGAUGAUCGACUACACUUUCCGUCGAUUUGGCGUCGAUUGUGGGGUGGGAGUGUAGAGGCUUUGCAUAUGAACAUGCAGAGUAUAACACAGCCACAAGCACGUGAAGGCGAGGAAAAUCGAGACGAUGGCAAUGACAACUGGAAAUCCAGCCUUCCAUCUCAUCCGAAGCCAUCAGGAUUUGAUCGGGAUGUAUGGCUCUUGCGGGAGCCCGACACGUUCGAUAUCCUCGGGUCCAUCCUGUAUCCCGGGGUCUUUGAUGCUUAUAUUUCAGACAAUCGUCAGGCCUCGAGAGACGCUUCCUGUUCAGACCCAAGCAGAAACACGCAGAUGGAGUGGCUCCCAUCCGAAAGACAAGGCUCUACGGAGAGACCUCACCUAGUUGAUGGCACAGAGCUAUGCCUGCCAAUCCGACGAAGAUCGAGUCCAACGAGGCAGGGAAGUCGAAGACGACGUGCUUCAAAUCGUGCUUUGACCAGAGGUCCUCCACUUGGAAGGCACCAUCGAAGAAUUCUUGCUGCUCAAGCCGCCCAGCAAACACAAUCUCGCGUCAUUUUCCUUAGAGCGUUGAUACGCAGAACAGAACUGGAAAGAAGAUCGCGCACCGGGCAUUUGAAAGGUAAAGACCGCUCCAUGGUUCAAUAUAUCCUGUGA
This is a messenger RNA of Mollisia scopiformis, 1044 nucleotides long. RefSeq lists its product as uncharacterized. The transcript is spliced from 3 exons. Lineage: Eukaryota; Fungi; Ascomycota; Leotiomycetes; Helotiales; Mollisiaceae. The coding region runs from base 1 to 1044 and encodes 347 amino acids. The record is from RefSeq and is a predicted model, not a curated record.